UUUCUUUGUCUUUCACGAGGCCAACGAGGGAAAGUCACUCCUGUGCUUGAAGUCAAAAUAAACUAAAGCAGUUCAUAUCUAAGAAGCUGUGCAGCAUGGAGGAGGAAACAGAUGUGUUAGCUGCAGUUUCAUCUACUGUAGAAAUACAGUCAAAUGAAUUGACAGAGUUUUCAUCUUCUGAAGAUUUGAAACCAGAUCUAUCGGCCAUAUUUUUAUCUUCUGCUGGCAUCAAAACAGAAUUAUUGACAUUUAUUAAUUUCCAGGAUAUAAAACCUAACAUGUCAUUUAAAACUUCUCAAGAUGUUAAACCUGAUAUUAAUUCAGAAUUUUCUUCUUCUAAUGACAUAAAAGUAAAACCAGAAUUAUCAUUUUUUAAUGUUCAGGAUAUAAAACCUAACAUGUCAUUUAAAACUUAUCAAGAUGUUAAACCUGAUAAUACAUUUUCAAUUGAAAAAAUUAAUAAGAAACCUGCUGCAUCAGCAGAAUUUUUAACAUCUGAAAGUUUAAAACCAGAAUUAUCAACUACUGAAAAUUUAAAACAAGAUUUCACAACAGAAUUUUUAUUUUUUGAGGAUAUACAAGAAAAUGGACUUGAAGAUAAUCUACAAUUGUCUAGGGACAACGAAUAUAAAAUUUCUCAAAGAUCUGAAAGUAAUAUGCAUAACAAUGCUCAUUCUGAAGAUAAGCCAUAUGAGUGUGAUGUUUGUCAUAAAAGGUUUUCUAGAAAUUCUAAUUUAAAAAUACAUAAAAAAGUUCAUUCAGGAGAUAAACCACAUGAAUGUGAUGUUUGUCAUAAAAGGUUUUAUCAAGGUUCUAAUUUAAGAGAACAUAAAAUGGUUCAUUCAGGAGAAAGGCCACACGAAUGUGAUGUUUGUCAUAAAAGAUUUUCUAGUUCUCAGUUAAAAGCACAUAAAAGGAUUCAUUCAGGAGAUAAACCACAUGAAUGUGAUGUUUGUCAUAAAAGGUUUUCUCAUAUUUGUUAUUUAAGAAAUCAUAAAAUGGUUCAUUCAGGAGAAAGGCCACAUGAAUGUGCUGUUUGUCAUAAAAAGUUUAGUCAGAAGAUACAUUUAUCAUUACACAAAAAAGUUCAUUCUGGUGAUAAGCCAUAUAAGUGUGAGGUCUGUCUUAAAAGGUUUUCUCAAAGUUCUCAUUUAAGAGAACAUAAAAAAGUUCAUUCAGGAGAAAGGCCAUAUAAAUGUGAUGUUUGUUAUAAAAGGUUUUCUAUAAGUUCUAAUUUAAAAAGACAUAAAAAAGUUCAUUCAGAAAAUCUACAAUUGUCUAGGGACAACGGAAAUAAAAUUGUUUAUUAUCAUCAAACAUUUUCUCAAAGUUCUGAAAGUAAUAUGCAUAACAAUGUUCAUUCUAAAGAUAAGCCAUAUAAGUGUGAGGUCUGUCUUAAAAGGUUUUCUCAAAGUUCUCAUUUAAGAGAACAUAAAAUGGUUCAUUCAGGAGAAAGGCCACAUGAAUGUGAUGUUUGUCAUAAAAGAUUUUCUAGUUCUCAGUUAAGAGCACAUAAAAAGAUUCAUUCAGGAGAUAAACCCCAUGAAUGUGAUGUUUGUCAUAAAAGGUUUUCUAGAAAUUGUGAAUUAAAAAUACAUAAAAAUGUUCAUUCUGGAGAAAAGCCAUAUGAAUGUGAUAUUUGUCAUAAAAAGUUUAGUCAGAAGAUAAAUUUGUCAUAUCACAAAAAUGUUCAUUCUGGAGAUAAGCCAUAUGAAUGUGAUGUUUGUCAUCACAAGUUUUCUCAAAGGUGUAACUUAAGUACACAUAAAAAGAAGCAUUCAGAAGUAAAGGCAUAUAAUUCUGGAGAUAAGCCAUAUGAAUGUGAUGUUUGUCAUAAAAGGUUUUCUCAAAGUUCUGGUUUAAGUUAUCACAAAUAUGUUCAUUCUGGAGAUAAGCCAUUUGAAUGUGAUGUUUGUCAUAAAAGGUUUACUCGAAGGUCUACCUUAGGUAAACAUAAAAAGAUUCAUUCAGGAGAAAAGAUGUAUAAUUGUGAUGUAUGUCAUAAAAAAUUUGUGGAUAUGAAGGAUCUCUUACGACAUAAAAUUGUUCAUUCUGGAGAUAAGCCAUUUGAAUGUGAUGUUUGUCUGAAAAGAUUUUCAAAUAGUUCUCAUUUAAGAAGACAUAAAAAGGUUCAUACAGGUGAAAGGCCACAUAAAUGUGAUGUUUGUCAGAAAAGGUUUUUAGAUAGUUCUAACUUAAGUAAACAUAAAAAGGUUCAUUCAGGUGAAAGGCCACAUGAAUGUGAUGUUUGUCAUAAAAGAUUUUCUAGAAAUUUUACUUUAAGAACACAUAAAAAGAUUCAUUCGGAAAGGCCACCUGAAUCAUGAUGAAUGUUAUGUUUGUCCUAUAAGGUUUGCUUGGAAAUGUGGUUUAUUAAGAGAUAAUUUUGUUCUUUUGGGGGAAAAGCCAUAUGAAUUAGAUGU
This is a messenger RNA of Physella acuta, 2423 nucleotides long. Its product is annotated as zinc finger protein 271. Gene Ontology annotation, cellular component: nucleus. Lineage: Eukaryota; Metazoa; Mollusca; Gastropoda; Physidae. Gene Ontology annotation, biological process: regulation of transcription by RNA polymerase II. Gene Ontology annotation, molecular function: RNA polymerase II cis-regulatory region sequence-specific DNA binding; DNA-binding transcription activator activity, RNA polymerase II-specific. The record is from RefSeq and is a predicted model, not a curated record.